Messenger RNA from Caenorhabditis sp. 36 PRJEB53466, 457 nucleotides. The record is from the annotation of a GenBank genome assembly. Lineage: Eukaryota; Metazoa; Nematoda; Chromadorea; Rhabditida; Rhabditidae.
AUGGACCAGAUUUUUCUACCCCGCCCGAUUCUCAAUCAAUUGAUGGAAGUAAGUUUUAUCACGGUAAUUUCAUCAUACAAUAUCGUUUAUACAUUUUCAGAUAGUGCGAACCUCGCUCUAUUGGAAUAUUGUCAAGUUCAAGCUGAAACUCAUCGCGCAUCGCGAUGUUCUGGUAAAAAUGCCACGUUUUACAGUAGAAAAUGCUCGAUUUCAGAUGAGAUUGCCUAUCAAUGAGUCUGCCAACCGCUUCGUCAACACUGCUUGCGUUCUGGAGAACUGCAUCCGUCACAACGGCUACGCUCAUCUGAGUGAUGACGAAUUCAAAGUUCGAUCCAUUUUCCUUUCCGGUAAACAUGCAACCCUUUUCGCUCAGGAUAGCAUGCAAAUCUUCGAUGUUGCCAUCCACAACGAGACCCUCAGAAUGGAAUUGGAAUCUGAACUUGAGACUGAUGACUGA